Messenger RNA from Exophiala xenobiotica, 1029 nucleotides. RefSeq lists its product as uncharacterized. Bases 1 to 1029 code for a protein of 342 amino acids. Gene Ontology annotation, molecular function: lyase activity. The transcript is spliced from 3 exons. The record is from RefSeq and is a predicted model, not a curated record. NCBI's taxonomy places the organism in Eukaryota, Fungi, Ascomycota, Eurotiomycetes, Chaetothyriales, Herpotrichiellaceae.
AUGGUGGAUAUCCUGAGGCGACGUCCAAAGGAGAAGACACUGCAACAGUCCAACAUCACUGGACCCUCUCUUGUCGGACAAAUCUGUGACUUAAUCGGAACGACAAACAACACAAUUUACGUUCAUCCUAAAGGCACUUGGCUUGGAGCAACACAUACGCCAGACGCAAUGAGAGAUCCCAGCCUCCGAUACCGCCAACCGACCGUCUUUGGCCCUGCACCCGGCCCACGACAAGAUGCACACGGACACGCCUUCACAUCCACAUUGAAACAGUCAACGAUAUCCAAGACGACCAUCAAAUUCAAAACCAGCGCCUCUGUCCUGCGCAAUCUCUUCCCAAACAGCAAUUACAGCUUCGACAACCACAGUGAAAUCGCACAGGCCAGCUUCUCGAUCGAGUCUCUGCGUAACUUGGCCUGGCUAGGCUGGCAAGGCUACGACCUUCUGGCAUUGUACUUGCACGAUGUAAUAUACACAGACUCUCACGGCCGGCAGAGACGUGGCACAUAUGUUCCUGUGAUGAUCGAGAACCUUGCCGACCCCAUCAUCACGGGCCGUGAGGAGUUGGGUGUGCCGAAGCUCUUCUCGGACAUCGACAUUUCCAGGACGGAUACGUCGGUCAAGGUCAGUGUGUCGUGGAGGGGCGCGCAGUGGGCGACGUUGGAGGUCGAAGGAUUGAAAGCAGAGCAACCGGCUACACCGGCCGAGCGGGAUUCGAACGGAAGUGAGUCGGAAGGGCUCUUGGUGCACAAGUACAUCCCAUCGACUGGCGGCGAUGGAGCGCAGCCGGAUGCAGACUACGACGUGCUCAUUCUGAACGUUCCAAAUGCGUCGGCGGUCAAAUCGAUAUCUGUCGCCGAGCCGGCCGGCGUCAGUGUGCAGAUUCACAAUUUGGGAAGUCAGAAGUUGCCGACACUGCAUACCGUGGUGGACGGGUUGGCGAGAAUACCUGUCUUGGAGAUCGUCGAGGCCAGCGUCACCGAAUUGCAAGGCGUGUCGGAUUUGUCGAACGUCGAAAGGCUGAGUUAG